GACAUUCGGAGUCCUAUCCUACCGUUCAGGUACUCCUUUCAGGACAUUUGUGGCCCUACCCUACCGUUCAGGUACCCCUUUCAAGACAUUUGAGGCCCUGCCCUACCGUGAAGGUCAGGUGCACUUCCCCAAUUCCAUAGCUCCGCAGCCGAGCAUAAGCGACAAAGACUGA
This is a messenger RNA of Sphaeroforma arctica JP610, 172 nucleotides long. RefSeq lists its product as hypothetical. NCBI's taxonomy places the organism in Eukaryota, Ichthyosporea, Ichthyophonida. The transcript has a single exon. The annotation marks the transcript as partial. The record is from RefSeq and is a predicted model, not a curated record.